Molecule: messenger RNA, 2653 nt
Organism: Ostrinia furnacalis (Asian corn borer)
Lineage: Eukaryota; Metazoa; Arthropoda; Insecta; Lepidoptera; Crambidae
Product: proteoglycan 4-like
Exons: 5
Coding region: 52-2559 (835 amino acids)
Source: RefSeq, a predicted model, not a curated record
AAUGUAGGUGUUUGCGGGAACAGUAUAGUGUAAACCGGUGUAGAUGUCACCAUGAAGGCUCAAGUGAUAUUUUAUAGCGCUCUAAUAGCGACUUUUUUGGAUCUUGCAGCUUCUUUACCUUACGCCGCAGAUUUGCAAAGAUACUCACAUCCUUACCAAUCGAGGCCAUCGUACUUGCCUCAGCCGCAGUACCAAAAUGUAGGUCAACGCCACUAUGAUGGAUAUAACAACCAUUACCAGCUACCCCAAGAACAAGAACUACCAAGAAUCCACCAGGAUCAUGUAUUUGCGAACGAACAACAUUACUUGAACAACGCCCCUCCACAGAUCCAGCCUGAAAUAACUAAUGAAAGAUACGUUAACCAACAAAAACUACCAAACCCAUACUAUGCUCAUAAUGUUCCACAACAACACUACCAGGACAAUAAUUGGAGGGGACCAAACCAUCAAGUCAACGAAAAUCAGCACAUUAAUGUCGUGUAUCCAGAAGUUUCUGAGGGCCAUAACUAUCCGCAACCAGUUAUCCAACACAGAUACCCAGAAAAUGUAAGGCACGAUGACAGAGUACCGCCAAGUCCUGUGGAACAUUCUUAUUAUCUACCAAGUGGCGGUAACUUACCGUACGAAGAAAAAAUUCCAGUACAAAUUCCACCCAAGAAAGUACAUGACAACCAAUUGUCACCUGUCGAACAUUUACAAAAACCUCACGGUCUUUCUGAGAUACUGGCUCAGUUGUUUUCACCGCCUAUGCCUUCAUUUCCAGCCCAUAGCGUUCAUUCAAAUAACGAUGGCGUAAAACCAGUUGAUAAUAAUCUUCUUAGAGCAGAACCGGUCCAAGAACACGAAAUCCCGGUAAUACCCCCUCCUCCUACACCCUCUCAAAUUGAAAAUGGAACUCCAUUAAGCGCUAGUGAACGGCAAUUUGCGACGGCAGGUAACCCUGUGGAGCAAACACCAGUUCCUGAAACACAAAAAAAACCAAAUGCUGAAAAAGUAUUUUCUGACCCCAGAAUUCAAAACGUUUUGUCUAACACUAAACAUAUAAAACGUUAUUUAGUUAUUCAUCCAGAUGGGAGAAUAGAGCAUGUGGAUAAAUUGGAAACUGUAGCAAAGGACCAUCCAAAUUACAUUUUAGUCAACGCUGGGGACAUCGUACCAACUACUAGCAAAAAUGGAACCGUAGAAAACAAUGCUGUACCUUCACCUUCUAAACCUGUUGAAGAAAAAACUCAGCCUACAAAUGGACAAUCAGUGCCAACGAAUAAAACAGUAGAAGUCUCACCCAUUAACAAAACAUCUACGGUAAAAGCCGAGGCAAUAAUCAAACCACCAUCAGCACCUGAGGCUGUUUCUACGACUACAACAGCUCCUCUACCAUCAUCUACUGCAUCAUCAGCACCUACAAGUACCCCUGCUAUAGUUGUUGCAACAUUUGGCCCUGCUGCAAAUGCAUCAAUUGCUGCUCCUACUACAAAUGCACCAAUUGCUGCUCCUACUACAAAUGUACCUAUUGUUGCUCCUACUACAAAUGCACCAACAACUGUCCCUGGUAAAAACGCACCAACUACUGUCUCUGCUUCCAACGUAACAACUACCACACCUGCGCCUUCCGUACCUGCCCCUCAAGCAGCAGCUAGCGUGGUUGUAUCCACUGCCCCUGUCUCUUCACCUCAAGCCACUUUGCCUGCCUCUAUACCUCAAACUAGUACGUCUGCACCUUCGAAAAAUAGCACAACAGUGCCAACAUCAACUCCGAAAAAUAUUAAACCAUCCGACUUAGAAAUAAAAAAAGAAGUCUUACCAUCAGAUGUAAAUAAUAACACGGAACUGGUUCCUAACAAUCCGCAAAAGACUGUACCAAAUAAAACAACUGAAGUUACUCCAACAACUCCUGAUUUAAUGAGUUUUACUUUUGCUAUGUUAAAGGCGCUGGCUCCAACUAAUAGUCCUCCAAAACAAACUUCAGAUAGUACUCCUAAACCUACUACAGAAAGUACACCUGCUCAAACUUCUGCUGGAAAUAAGGAACAAGUUACUCCAACUCCUGCACCAAUCAUUGUUUCAACUCCACAACCUAAUGUUGAGCAAAGUACGCCAGUGAAAGUUUUGGAAAUUGUGGAUCCAGAAGAUUCUAAUAAUAGUACCCAGGCGCCACUUGUAGUGCCAGUUCUAUACGAUCCGACUGAAGAGGUAGAAGAACCUAGCAUAGAUCAAUAUAUCCUGGAUACUGCUAGCGACAACGUUACACCAAAUCCCGGUGAGAAUGUUCCUGAUUUAGGUGGUUCAAAUAUCGUGGCUAAAGUACCUCACGACCCAGUUGUUUGGUUCCGCACCUCGGAUCCAAACUUUUGGCGUAAAAUAUCUGAUAAACAUCCCGGAUUUGACAUAGUAUACUUUUUCCAAAUCCAUAACAAACCGAAGGUUCUUCACGACACCAAAAGAACGGUGUUCGCAAACGGAACUGUUUUGGAAGAGAUUACUGAAACCUCGUACGAUUAUGAAGGCGCUGACCCCAAAGUAAAGAAAACCACCACACUGAAAAAUCCUGAGCAGCCUUGACGGGAAUUCAAAGAUGUUAUCCUUUAUCGUAUUUAUUAAUUAAUAUUACUAUUACCUAAGAUUUAGUGCCUCAUUAUAUUUUAUAAAUAAAACA